This is a messenger RNA of Corythoichthys intestinalis (scribbled pipefish), 10489 nucleotides long. RefSeq names its product coiled-coil domain containing 88C (gene ccdc88c). Gene Ontology annotation, biological process: cytoplasmic microtubule organization; cytoskeleton-dependent intracellular transport. Gene Ontology annotation, cellular component: centrosome; cytoplasm. The transcript is spliced from 31 exons. NCBI's taxonomy places the organism in Eukaryota, Metazoa, Chordata, Actinopteri, Syngnathiformes, Syngnathidae. Bases 517 to 6342 code for a protein of 1941 amino acids. The record is from RefSeq and is a predicted model, not a curated record. Gene Ontology annotation, molecular function: microtubule binding; dynein light intermediate chain binding.
UUUCCAGUCAUUUUUGUUCGUGUGCGAAGUGUUUGUACCAGGUGUGACCCAACUUCACGAGAAAAAAAAAACAACAACAACAACAACCUGCAAGCAACAACAUUCACUCCACGUGUUCCUGUGCGCGCAUUUAGUACAUUUUUUAUGUUUGCAUUGUUCAUUUUUUUUUCUUUACGGCGCGAGUCGUGUAUCCUAGACAACGCUAGCAACUGUUAUAGCGAAGUUUGGAUCAAGUAUUUUUUCCUCCGAGACGUGGAAUAAUCAUGGUAUUUCACCACUUUAACCGUUGGAAAUGCUGUGCGGCAUUUUUGGAACUAUGUUGAGUUGCUUUUAACUACUUUUGGAAUAUUAAACCAUGCGUCGAGAGAAGUGGGACAGCGCGAAACAAUAGGGAGUGCGAGAGAAAGCUCAUCCGGGGAGGUCGAUGCCUCGCGGCGGCUUUGUUCUGUCCUGCGUGGAGGGAGACCUGCCGCCAGCAUCGACUGAUUGAUCAACAAGGAACCAGGCAGAGGCACCAUGGACGGGACUCUUUCCGAGCUGCUGGCAGCGUUUUUGGAGUCGCCACUCGUGUUGUGGGUGCGGACAUUGGGUCCACUGGGGUCAUGUGACAAUGUGGGCUCAGAGGAGCGUGUCAACAUGUUCGUCGAGCUUGUGGAUGGAGUCUUCCUGCACAAGAUUAUGACACAAAUUGACCCCAGCCCAAACAACCAGAGGCUGAACAAGAAUGUGAACAAUGAUGUGUCGCUUCGCCUUCACAACUUGACCCUUCUCACGAGACAUAUAAGGACGUAUUACCAGGAGACGCUUCAGCAGUUAAUAGUGAUGCCUCUUCCGAACAUUCUCUGCAUUGCCAGGGAUCCCUUAUCAGCAAAAAGCAUGGAAGAGCUAAAAAGAAUUUUACUGUUGAUACUUGGCUGUGCUGUCCAGUGUGAGCGAAAGGAGGAGAUGAUCGAAAGGAUCAAACUGCUAGACAUUGAGACCCAGGCGGCCAUCGUCUCUCACAUUCAAGAAGUAACUCACAACCAGCAGAAUGUUCUCGACCUUUCAUGGCUGGAGGAAGGAGCAGGGCUUGCACAGGAAGCACUAGAACCAUUGUCACGCAGCAUGGCUACGUCUCUACAGCAUCUGGUUGAGGAGAGAGAUAAGGCCAGUGAGGUUAUUGUGGAUCUAACCCAGGAGAGGGAUUACUUGUCCAGCUUGUAUCCCCAGGGAAGGCAAGAACAAGUGAACACUGGCGGCGUGGUAGUGAAUAACAAAGGAUCGGCCUCGACUGUGGUUAGCCUUACCAAAGAAGAGAAGCAACAUUUAUCUGUGGAGCUUGCUGAUACGAAGGCCAAGCUUCGUAGAUACAGACAAGAGCUGGAAGAGAAGACUGAGCAAUUGAUGGAUUCCAAACAUGAGCUGGAGCAUCUUGAUCAGGAGCUUCAGAGAGUUAAACAAGAGAACCAGUCACUGUCCUGUGAGGCUCGCUCUGUACGAGUUUAUCGGGAUGAGGUUGACUCCUUAAGGGAGAAAGCGGCCCGGGUUGACCGACUUGAAACUGAAUUGACCCGAUGUAAAGAGAAGCUAAAUGAUGUGCACUUCUACAAGACAAGGGUGGAGGAGCUUCGUGAAGACAACCUGACACUUAUGGAGACAAAGGUGUUGCUGGAGGAACAGCUGUCAGUCUCUAGAGGCCGCUGUGAGAAAGUUCAUGCUAUGGAGAAAGACAACCUGCUACUACGAGCUAAAAUACAUGAUUUGGAAAUGGAGAGGGACAAUGAGCGCCGGCGGCUAGAGGAACUGGUAGAGGAGAACAUGCUCCUGGAGAUUGGACAGAAACAGAGUAUGAACGAAUCGGCUCAUUUGGGAUGGGAAUUGGAACAGCUCACCAAAAACCAAGACAACUCUAACUCAGACACCCGGAAAUCUUUUGUCCAUGAGCUGAAUGAAUGUGUCUCCAGUCGUGUUUUGAAGUUGGAGAAAGAGAAUAGAGAGCUUCAAACCUCUAUUGAGAGACUAAAGGAGGAGAAUCAUCACUUGCAGGAGAAACAGCUACAUAGCCAAGAACUGGACAGGGAGAACCAAGGUCUAAGUAAAAAGUUGGAGCGUCUCCAAGGCUUGUUGGACCAGGAGAAACUGACCAAUCAAGAUAUGGAGUCUCUUGGAGAAGACUUAUUGAAGGAAAAACAAAAUCUGGAACGAGAAAUGCAUGCUCUAAGAGCAGACAAAGACAGAAAGAUUUCAGAAUUGGAGAGUGAGAAGCAACAUCUUUCUGACGCUAUGGCGUCACUUCGCGAGCGUGCUCAGUCUCACAGUGAAACAAGGGUCCGUGAGGUGGAGGCAGAGAAUCGCCUCCUACACCAAGGCAUUAUUGAAACCAGUGCCCGCUUAGCAAGCUUGGAAACUCAACUCAUGCUUUCUAAAGAAGAAGCAGACCGAAUGAGGGAGAAGUCAGGAAGAUGCGAUGAAGUAGAAAUUGAGAUGGCCAGGAUGGAGAGAAGUAGGGAUGCUCUUCAGAGAGAGGUGACAUCUUUGCGUGCAUGCAGUGAGAGCUCCGAGUUUCUCGAGAAACAGGUGUCCUCCCUAGAGCAGGAGGUGCAUCGAUUGAAACGUGAAGCGGAGGAGGCUCAGCAAGGGCUGCAGCAACUCAAGAGACAAGAAGUAGAAAAUAGCCUUUUGACCAAGGAAAACUUGGACCUCCGCUGCUCUGUGGAAAAUCUCCGCUCCUCAUCCUCUUUGCUCACCAAACAACAGGAAGAAUAUAAGGAGUUGCAGAAAGAAUUGCAAGAGCUACAGAGCAGGCUGGAAGAGGUUGGAGUGGAGCUCCAAGGAGAGAGGAAGCGAGCAGAGAGGCUGGAAAUUAAUCUUGCCACACUAAAUCAGGAGAAGCAUAGUUUGGAGGGGGAUACGGAGAAGUUAAGAGAGGAAAAGGAAGAAAUGGAAAGAGAGAAGCAGGAAACCUUGAGUAGGCAGGAAGAGCUGAGGAAGGAAGUAGAAGAUCUUAGGCAGGAGCAGAUGAGGAGAGAGGAAGGUGACAAGGAGAGGAGGAAGAUCCUAUUAGACCUGGAACAGUCUGAGAAGGGAAGGAAGCACCUGGAGAAAGAAUGUUGGAGGAACAAAAUUCUACUAGAAGGUAAAGCGGCAGAGCUGGAAGAGAAAGCUAGCCAGUUGACGGUGGCAGAGAAGGAGUGUAUCGAUUUGAGAAAAGAGGUUAAUAUGCUUAUGGAAGUUGGAGCCAAGGCCAAAGAGUUGGAAAGGGAGAACAAGGAGUUGAACAAACAGGCAACCAUUGACAAAAGAACUUUGGUUACCCUGAGAGAGGAGUUAGUGUCAGAGAAGUUGCGAGUCCAACAGCACAGUGUUGAGUUAGAAAGACUCAAUGAAGAAUUGGAAAAGGUUGGACUGAACAGAGAAAGACUACUACAGCAGGAGCACAUGCUGGAAGACAGCAAGUACAAGCUGCUUGAAUCUCGACUGGAGGAAACCGUCCAGCAGACAAUGAAGAUCAAAGAAGGGAAAAUCUCUAAUCUGGAGAAGAAACUGGAAGAAAGCAACACACUCAAUGCUAAACUAAGCACUGAGCUCGCGACUGCUCUUCAAAAAAUGUCUGGUUUGCAUCAGCAACAGGCGAAAGCAGAAAACCAAAACUCCCAUGGGGGCUCAGAAGGAGAUGGGCGGAGAGGCUCAGCCACCGCUGAGCUUCUCCGAAUUCAAGAUCAUCUCAUUGAGGUAGAAAAGAAUAAUGCCUCACUUCAAACUCAGAGCAGUUUGCUGAAGGAGCAGCUCAAACAACAGGAGAACCAAAACUGUUCACUGAACAACCAGAUGGCGACACUGCAGCGACACACCACAACACUGCAGGAACAGAAUUCAGCUCUGCAUACUCAGACGGCACAACUUCAGGUGGAAAACUCCACUCUGUCUUCCCAGAGUGCGUCUCUCAUGGCUCAGAAUACCGCAUUGCAAGGCCAAGUCACCGCCUUGGAAACUGAGUUGGAGUCAUGGCAAAGACAGCGCAAUGAGGCAUGGCGAGCGAGAGAAAGCGUUCUCAAUGACCAUGAGCGUCUGUUGAGCGUUCACGAGAGGCAAGCGCAUGAGUACGAGCAGUUGAUCAGUCAACACACUGCUCUGAAAGUCAAGCAGAGGACACUAGAGAGUGAACAUAGAACAAUGCACAGCAAGUAUUGCGCUUUGUCACAACAGAAAGAGAAAUGGGAGGAGUUAGAAGGGCGGGGUCAGAAGGAGAGGGAAGAGCUAACCCUGGAACACGAGAAAAAUCGGCUACUGCAACAAGAAAACCUCCAACUCAAGGCUGAAGUUGACAGGAUGUCACACAGCAAAUCCCAACAAUCUGAGCAAUGCAAUAAACUACAGCAGCAGAUGGAUGAACUCAAGAGCUCAUUUAGUACCGCUCAACUGGAAGUAAAUCGUUGGAUGGCGCGAUACGACUCGCUCAUGGAGCAACACCAGGGCCUGGAUAUUACUAUGACCAAACUAGAUAACCACUGUGAGCUAUUAAGUCGCUUGAAAGGGAACCUAGAAGAAGAAAAUCAUCACCUCCUGAGUCAGAUAAACCUUCUGAGUCAACAAAACCACACUCUUCUGGAGAGAAGCAUGGAGAGCAAAGAGCUUUAUCAUCAGGAACAAAAACUCUAUAUUGAUAAACUGAACGCUCUUCGCCGCCAGAAAGAGAAAUUAGAAGAGAAGAUCAUGGACCAAUAUAAGUUCUAUGACCCCACACCAAAAAAGAGGAGUCAGUGGUCUGGCGCCAAAGCUUUAGCCAAACUCAUCAAACCAAGGAAGGAGCGUAGCAGGGAGCGAGGUGGUGAAGGGAUCCAAGAGAAGGACUGGGCAAAGACUGCACCCGACAUCCCCCUGCCUGCCCCUCCACCCUUGCUCCCCCCUGAAACCCCACCUCCAUGUCCUCAGAGAAUAGGAAGUGACUCCCGGGACAACGGCCACACCCAUAGUAAACAUAAUAACCACAGCAACAGCCCUAGUCUGGGCCUCCAGAGUCCAGUAUUGACGCCCAUCAGCCGAGCAGGUCCGACUGACCGAGGACGAGGUGUCUAUCGGUGCAGCACACCAGGAGGCAGCAGUGAGAGUGUCAACGGAGAGGUUGGACAAGGCCUAGCACAGACCCACAAAGCCCUCAGUUCCACCCCAAGCCAUCAAUCAUCAUGCAUCAGCAAUACUCAACUGGUACAAAGCGCCAGCUGCAGGCCCAGAGGUGUGUUCUUCGAUGAAGACACAGAUACUGUAUUUGGUCCACGUGGUCACAUGGGAGGUCGUCCUGGAUCAGCUGAUUUUAGUCAGCACACCUCCAGUUCAAAUUCACCGAUUAACUGCAAAGAUGCAACCGACAGUCACCUCCGGUCGUCGAGCCUGUCCAGUGAUGAUGUAAGGGGUCUCAGCCAAUCGCAGCUAGCCUUGUCACGCAGUGCAACCCUCCCAUAUGAUCACACACCCCAGCGGGCCCAACCACAGCGCGGAGGUGGGAUUAGGAGUAGGGCUCGUCCUUCAUCUCCUGGAAGUGAGAUGGUAACACUGGAGGAGUUUUUGCAAGAAAGCAACCAGAAAUCACCACAAAUGGUUUCAACGGGAAGCAGAGAGGACUUAAUGACAGAAUAUUUCACCAGAAGUCCAGCCUCCACAGCUCCCACCAGCAGAGAUCAAGUCACCCCCACUAGCUACGUUACUCCCACCGUCCAUGCAUCUAACCAGAGGCCAGGCCAAAGUGUUAAGCCAUCUUCCCGGCAGCCUGUCAGCCAAUCCCAAACCUCUGGGCGAUCCCCGACCCAAAGAAUUAACCAGUCGCUGAGCAGAACGUUCAGCCUUGCCUCUGCUGAUUUGCUUCACUCUAAUGGGCCGGACAGUUUUCACGGCAAUGGAGGCCCCCAAAACCAAUCUGAUGUGGUGAUCCGUAGACAAGGAGGAGGAGCUAAUGGAAGAGAAAGACCGCUGUCUGCCCGUUUAGCCAGCUCAACCAAUCAGCAGCGAGAUGGCGGCAUCUUGAACUCACCCAUUCACCAUUCAUCUUCUCUCACGCUACAGACAGAGCGAUAUGUCGAGAGAGAGCGGGAUAGAGGACGGACUCCCGUGACGCAUAACGGCUCCCCGUCAUCUUACCAUCACCGUGGGGAGGUUGCCAUGGUAACCCCUGUGAGGGCUGUGCCUGCUGUUCAGAUGGACGACGCCUUGGAAGACGGACAGGUGUUAAGGGAGGAACACUCAGGUGACCAAAAGAAAGACAAUGAGAGAAUUAGAUGUAAAUCUGUAGAACGCCCAAAAAGCACACCCUCGUCUCCUGAUCCCAACAACGAUCCCCAGACUGUGUGGUAUGAGUACGGUUGUGUCUAAACACAGGUUUUUAGACAUUGAUGAUGAUAGACGUCCAAUCAUGUGGAUCUUUUCAUUACUUUGUCACUGUUAGACGUCCAGUCCGUUUAAACUGUGAGGUCUGGCAGCACACGAACAUUCAUUCAAAGUUGUGCUGUGACCAGUAACUUUAUGAUCAUGAUUAUUGCUGUACAAUAUGACAAUAUAUACAGUAUCGCCAAAACGAUAUAAAAUUUCCUAUCGACAUUUUACAUGUCUAUCGAUAUAAUUGCCUUAAAUAGACCUGUUCCUGCAAUGCAUAUUUUGGUCAACAGAUGGUGCCCAAUUUGUCACCGAUCAUCCUCCACUCAAUAGUUAGCCGUUUAGCUCCUCCUGCCAAUCUUACGUGAGUAAUCCAUACAAGACAAUUGAAAAUAGCAACACAUAUAAUCCACACUAAACACAGACAACAUAAUUCGUUCAAAUAUCAAUAGUAAUUGAUUUAUUAUUAAUGCUAUUAUGCUACUUUAAUAUACAGCAGUCUUUAAAAUCAAAACCAUUUACUAGUAUUAGUAGAUAGAGAUCUUUACAUUUUAUUAAAAAUAUGCUACGGUGGUAGUUCUGCUUACGCUGGAUAAUUUUAGGUUGCAGCAUGACUGCAAGCAAUACGUUUAAUAUUUGCAAGUCAGUUUAAUAUUUUUAAAAUAAAGUGACCAAUUUAAAUUACCAAAUAAUUAAAACUGAAUUAUAUAGUUGCAUAUCGUUAUUGUGAUAUGAAAUAGCCCAUAUCGCACAGCACUAAUCGUGAUCCUGCUUUUACGUUGACCUGGCUACAUGAUAGACAAAGAGCUUGUGCUACUAUACUAAGUGCAAUUAAUUCAACCAGAACCUUGUGAAAUAAUAAACAUAUCAAGUAUAAUCUCAAACAAACACUGGAAGAGGUGACAGAGAAUAGGAAGUGAUGGGACAGCGGGAGAAGGGAUUCGGACAGGCAGUGAGAACAACCGCGAUGCUAAAUUGGCAAGAGGAUUGCUGGGAGGGGCUUGGUGGGGUAAUAUUAGGACAGCAAAAUAAACAGUGGAAAUUAAAAGGAAGGGUUCUCAACAUGCAACACUGAUACUUCACCGAAAGUGAUGUCGCACAUGUCAACACAAGUUUCCCCACUUGGGCUACAGUUCAACCAAAGUAGUGGAGUGGAGGGGGACGGGUUAGCCAACAUCCUAUUUGAAUCUGUCCACCACUCAGAGUUAAAAUUUCUCCUCUUGUGGACCACUGCAGUUGCGAUCAUAAUGCGACCAAUCGACAUUGAACUUCACUGCUUUAAUACUCACACAUUAAUGAAAACAUACAAAUUUUUAGUAUGUUGGUUGAGGUUUUGCCGAACACCGAGUUACAUUGUUGAAUCUUUUCCACAGCCUUGUUGGAGUCCUAUACACUAAGUAUUUGACUAAUUAUUUUCUUGCUAAACAAAAAAGGUGAAGUAUCAAUUUAACGUUUUGCUUCCUUCUACUUACUGUAAUUGUCUUAUUAUGUGCAUCUACCACCACACACAACUUCAGCUUAUAAACUUGGUUUCAUGGGACCAUAACAGAUUCCCGAGCCUAUCAGUGCUGCUGUUUGUCAGUCGAAAUCUGAGGUUCUUGCUUUUUGACGGCAAAGAUGCAUGAAAAACACUAGAAAGAUGAGAAGGAAGAGAUGAUGUUUACACUGGAGUUGUUAAGAUGAUAUGAGGAAGCUUUCUGCUCCCUUGUGGGAUGUCAAGCACAUUUCAAUAUGCAACAAGCUAAAUUAUUGUCACUGUACAUACUGGAAAACCCAGAGAUGGUGGGAGGACUUUGUAAAGUAUGAUUUAUUGUACCAAAAACACAGUUGAGCUGUAAACUUAAACAUGUAAUUCCACUGGACAUAGUAAUAUUUAUGGUUUUCGAUACUUAAAAAAUGUAGAAACGAGAUUAAUUAGUGGAUUAGAUGAUAGGAUAUAACAAUUGUUUGAUGUCAGUUAGGGUCUGUUCAUUUCCCUCUAUUUUUUACUCUGCUUUAUUUCAUCCUUGCUUAAAAAAAGGCUGCACGUUUGUCAACCAGUUUGACUUUGCUGAUGUCAAAAGAAAAUAGAUUAAAUUCCUUCAGGCUGCUUUUAUUCUGCCUGAAAUAACACACACCGUGUCUGGCAUUAUUACUAUUCUGUUGGCUAUGGACAGUGUAUUUGCUUUGCUACCUUUUUUUUUUUUUUUUGUCUGUCCAUCCACAGAGGCAUCUUGCAGCUUCAGGUGAGAGAUGUAUGGUGCUGAUGUCUAAGACAUUUCCUCUUGAAAUUGGAAUAAAUGGUGUAGUUACAGUAUCUAUGUUAUUAAAACACUACUUGACUGCUAGAAUAGUGAAGGCAAUGGCUAUUGUUAUACUGCAGUCUUUUGGCUAUGAAAAAUAAAAACCUUUCAAGCUGAUAAUCGUCUCUGAGCAACAUUAAAUUUUACUAAUGUUUUAUGCAUAUAAAUGCAUUACGAUGCCUGACUGCUAUUUCUUGAAAUUUUCCCAUAUCUGACCUAUCUUCCCUGUUCAUACUGUAUUCUUCCCAUUCCUAGGUGUAUGCCCUCUCCACAUUGUGUCUCCUUGGUAAGAGUUGUUAUAUCAAGCUUGCAACCCUACUUACAUUUGAAGUGGUAGGGCUGGCAGUGAAUGAACAAGAAUCCUUGACUAAGAAUUGACAUUAUUUGUAAUCUACUCCUCCUCCUUGCACAAGCCCGCGCACUUACAUACACGCGCACACACACGAUAUAACACAGUCAGACAGGAGAACGCAUGCAGGGAGAGCUCAACAUCAUUUUUACGCAGCUUUCACAUUGGUAAGUUGGCUAACAAUUGUCUAAUUCUGCUUCUACUAAUAGUUAUAUAUUUGUUUAAUGGUUGUAAUAUCAUUACAGCUUUACAUUCACUGUCAUUUCCAUUUCAAAUGGGAUAAAUGGCAUUAGAAGAUCGUUACACUGCCAUUGACUACUAUAGACGUGUCAACCCUCCCAGCCAAAAUGGGUUGGACGGCUAUCGUCGACAAUGGCAGCCUAUGAAACGAUUUUGAAAAGUGCAUUUUAAAUAGGUUUAAUAUUUAAAAUAAUUUAACACAUUAUCGCACAUCCUUAGGCUCAAAACUAUUUAAAUAAGUACUAAAAACUGUUUAAAUGUACGGUCCAUUAUGUCCUCCUAUGUUUGUAGAAAGAUGCAGUACUCAAAAAUACUAGCAACGUUUCAAUCCAAGGCUUUUGUCUAGUUUAAUCCACUUAACCAGUUUUCCCUCGAAAUACAAAAGAAGCAUAUGUUCCAUGGAAGAUUCACUGUGAAAGAUUAGGAUUGAUUUAACUUAACCCGUUCAUACCUGAAUUUACAUUUUACAAAUAAAUUGGAGGAAUACACAAGUGCAUAAAAAUAGCAUUGAUUUAAAAAAAUAAAAAAACAGUAUAGAAAAUUGCCUUGAAAAAGUACUGGUAAAAACCAAAAUCAAAACAAAGAAAUAAAAGUAAAUAUAGAAAGUUGUUUAAACAAACAAAAAAAAAAACCCAACUAAUUCCCUGACAUUGACAACAAUAGGCGUCCAAUUCAUUUGAACCAGGAGGGUUGUCUAUGAAUGCUUAUGUUUCAGUGCCAUUAAAUUUAGAAAAAAUUAAUGAAAUGAUUUUGGGUCUCUUCCUGUACAUUAUGGGGCCAUUCCUGUGUCACUUUGUGUCAAAAAUAAAUGAAAAUAUAAAAUACGGCUGUCAAACGAUUAAAAAUUUUAAUCGAGUUAAUCACAGCUUAAAAAUUAAUUAAUCGUAAUGAAUCGCAAUUCAAACCAUCUCUAAAAUAUGCAAUAUUUUUCUGUAAAUUAUUGUUGCAAUGGAAAGAUAAGACGGAUAUACACAUUCAACAUAAUGUACAUAAGUACUGUAUUUGUUUAUUAUAACAAUAAAUUUACAAGAUGGCAUUAACAUUAUUAACAUUCUUUCUGUGAAAGGGAUCCACGGAUAGAAAGACUUGUAAUUCUUAAAAGAUAAAUGUGAGUUUGUAUAUUGUGACUAAAUAUUACCAUCUAGUAUAUUUGUUGAGCUAAACGAAAUGUUUGAAUAGAGUUUGACCAAAGUCUGAGUAUUAUUUUGCAUAGCUAUUUAGAUUGGGAAUGUCAGUUCUCUUUGCAUUAAGCGCUUUUCUUUUUGUGAACUUUUUU